Molecule: messenger RNA, 1825 nt
Organism: Acaulospora morrowiae
Lineage: Eukaryota; Fungi; Glomeromycota; Glomeromycetes; Diversisporales; Acaulosporaceae
Source: the annotation of a GenBank genome assembly
GCCUCGCAUAAUGUCUAAGCUACGCGACUACUUUAAACAGAAAUGCGAGAAAUGGGAAAUUAUCGACUUUUUGAAUGAAUGUGACAUAGAGUCAUUUGAUUUCAUGAUUGAUUCUUAUAUAAAAUCACUCGAUGUUAUUGUUAAUAUUGGGCAAGGUGAAGAACAGGAGCGAGCAAAAGAGCUUCUUGAUAGAUAUAAAAAGGCAAGCUUUUUGCUGACCCAGCAUCGGUACCACUGGGGCAUGGGCGAGCUUUUCGUUCACCUGAUGUUCAAGGCAUUUGUCGACCUGGAUCCUCGACCUGACUAUCAUUCUGCCAGGAAAUGGAAAAAUGAACGCAGUUCAGCCAGUGGGAGUGAUGGAUUUUCGGUUUAUAUUAAUAAUUCUACAUUCGGAAAUCUGGUGCGAACUGGAAGUAUCGGUGAUCUUAAUUUUUCCAAUAAAGUGCCAAAAAGGAAUAUAGAUUAUGAAGAGAAUGAUGAUAUUAAGGAAAGAGAUUCCAAAAAAAACCGAUCACAAUCACCAGAAAACGAGUCUGUACCUCCAACCAAGUAUAAUCUUAGAAGUCGGAAGGUAAUUAAUUAUUCCGAAAGAAAUUCAUUACCUGACGAGUUAGAUUUACAUAAUCUGGAGAAAAUGAUAAUUGAUGGAUCAAAUUCCGGAAUAUCAUCUAUUUGUGAAGAUGAAAAUGAAAAUUCCUCAGAUGUCAAUUCUGAUGAAGAGUUUUUGGAAGAUCUCAAUACUACAAAUCAGGAAGAUACAAGUCCAAUCAUUGAAAAACUUCUGGAAUACGGCGAAGGUAUUGCGAGGUACAGAGUAAUUUUUUUACCCGAAGAUAAUAAGAAGGAUCCUUUAAAGACUCUUUUAACAAGUCAAGAAUGGGUAGAAUCCGAACGUGACUGGAAAAUGAUUGAAGAAAAAAUUGUUGACUCCUUUUCAGUAGUAAUACCGAAAAACAUACAAGAUCUUUUAACUAAGUACAACAAAGCCAUAAAAAAAAAUACGAUCAAUUUUAAAUCAGAUGCUAGUAAAAUAGCAUUAGUAAUAAACGAAAAUCCGUUUGAUAAAGAAAGAACAGAGUAUGUUUUUCAUAGAGACUGGCUUCCUCAUUGGAUGCCAAAUGACUUUUUUCACGAUUCAAGAUUGUCUGAAUACGCUUACCGUGACCGUAUAAUUAAUAAAUUAUGGGAAGAUGUUUUUUUAGACGUCUAUCCUAAAAUUUGCAUGCGAACUGGCGAAGUAGAAAAUAUUGAUCGAAAAAAUCAAAAGGAUCGUUCACGACCUCCAAAACAAAAAAGAGCAAUAGGAUGGUCGCAUGACGCAAUAUUAAUGAUAGAAUGUAUGAAUAAAGAAGUUCAAGUUGGUUUUGGCGAAGUAAUUGGUAACCCAUGCAGACACGAUGAUGAAAAAAGGGAUAGCGAUAGAGAAAAGAUGCUUAAAGCGAUGCAGAUAUCUCUUAAUAAGUUGCGAAGUUUAUUGUCGGAAAAAGGAAUAUCAAACGAAGACCUUGAAAAUUUGGAAACAUUUGGCAUGCUUGUGUAUAAGAGAGACUUUAUAAUAUAUUCAACUCAUUGGGUGCGUGGGCUUUAUUUAGUUGACCAGAUUAAUGGCUUUACUAUCCCCGAUACUGCAGAUCGAUUAAGUGAUCUUUCGAGCAUCAUUCACGUUAUGUUGGAAUUCAAGAAUUACAUUGAUUCACUUCUGAAACACAAACCUAUAAGUUUCGGAUAUCGCAAAACUAUUAAUAAGCCUGCUGUGGACAGUUCAAUUCUAAUGAAAUCACCGGAAAAGAAUAUAGCUAAAGGGAAGAUAAAAUGGCAGAACUGA